Molecule: messenger RNA, 1722 nt
Organism: Stegastes partitus (bicolor damselfish)
Lineage: Eukaryota; Metazoa; Chordata; Actinopteri; Pomacentridae
Gene: timm21
Product: translocase of inner mitochondrial membrane 21
Exons: 6
Coding region: 180-932 (250 amino acids)
Biological process (GO): protein import into mitochondrial matrix
Cellular component (GO): TIM23 mitochondrial import inner membrane translocase complex
Source: RefSeq, a predicted model, not a curated record
CUGCAGCUCCUGUGUCGGAGUAGGUUCGUGUUGUGAGUUGUCCUGUCGUGUUUUACAGUAAAAUUAGCCACUUUUAUAUAAUUACACCCUACUGUGGAGUUGUUGCUGUAACUUUUCUAGCUUUAGCUAGCAGUCGACCGUGCUAAAUAACAAACUAUCUCGGUUUGCUAGCCGUGGUCAUGGCUUAUACGCAAAUUCUGAAAGCCCUGCAUCGAAAUCUGCAACACACGGCGACACAGCUCUCCGUGCAGAAAUGCAAACUGGCACAGAUCAGCGGGGUCAUCCACCCGCACAGGACAGUGUCAACGCUGUCGAGACUGGCUUUCCAAAAAGCACCAGAGGCUCAUUCACCUGUAGUGAGCUGCUUCAUUCAAGCACACAGACGGCGGAGUAUCUCAAUCGACUUCACUGCCAGAAAUAAAAGCAGCCCCCAGGACAGAGACAAGUCAGUUUCCACGUAUCAGAGUGGCAGCCCAAAGCCUUCAGCUGCACAAAAAGUGAAAGACGCUGGCAGAGACUUCACCUACUUGAUAGUUGUACUCAUCGGACUUGGGGUGACAGGUGGGCUUUUAUAUGUGGUGUUCCAGGAGCUGUUUUCUUCCACAAGUCCAAAUAAAGUUUAUGGGAAAGCCUUUGACAAAGUCAGGUUACACCCAGAGGUGAUCGGUGCGUUUGGGGAACCAAUCAAGUGUUAUGGCGAGACCACCCGUCGAGGGAGGAGGCAGCAAGUCAGUCAUCUGGAGUACCUGAAGGAUGGACUGAAGCAUAUGAGACUCAAGUUUUACAUUGAAGGCUCAGAGCCGGGCCUUAAGGGAACUGUGCAUUCAGAAUCUAAAGAGAAUCCCGAAACUGGAAAAUAUGAGUUUCGUUAUAUAUUUGUGGAAAUAGACACCUACUCAAGACGGACCAUCGUUGUGGAAGAUAACAGAUAAGAAAGACAAUGGCUGCUCUGAAGUGUCACUUCCCAGACUCGAUAUUCUGAAAAUGUGAGGAACGUGUCUAAAAAGAAGGUGAAUGUAAAUGGACAAAAAAACAGAAGAUUUCAAUUUAAUUUAAUAUUAAAAGCUGGUUUGGUUAAACAUCAGUAAUUAUGGCUGAUUUUUACCGCAGUCACAACAAUGUACUGGUCAGCAUUUGGUGAAGAGCCUUGCAAAGCACUGUCUCUUUCUCAAAUAUAAAAUGAUGAUUUGACUCUGAUGUGCUGUAGAUUUAUAAAUCAUGUACAUGUGCUUUAGAUAGAUGUUUGUCUUUUGACCAAAAAACUGCAGAUUGAUCAGAAUUUUGAAAGUACUUUUAAAUUGUAGCAAACUGCUUUUUUCCUGUCAUAUGCACACAGCAGAAAUACAACAAAAAAACAGCAUUGGUGUUGAUGAAGAAAGUCAUUUUCUUUUAUUUUGAUGAUAAUGAAGAAAGUCAUUCUCUCUCUUUUUGCUGGUCACCACACCCUUUGAUUCAAUCACCUUUUGUCAUGCGGUUUCCUACCCCCAUCACAGACCCCCGGUUCCACCCCCUGUUGUUCAUUGUCCCCGUACCUCCUACCACUUGAUUCGCAACUGUAUGUUAACGAACCACUAUUCACGUCUGUAUUUACAUUCAGCCCCCACCCUCUGACAUACCCUAUAAAAUGUUCGGGGGUCGGUUUACCAUCACAGACUCAUGCUCUGUGCUGGUGAGCUCACCAUAUACCGGAAUACCAAUAAACACCAACUACAGCAAACUUCA